Messenger RNA from Chelonus insularis, 8896 nucleotides. RefSeq names its product enoki mushroom (gene enok). The coding region runs from base 407 to 7735 and encodes 2442 amino acids. Gene Ontology annotation, cellular component: nucleosome; chromatin; MOZ/MORF histone acetyltransferase complex. Lineage: Eukaryota; Metazoa; Arthropoda; Insecta; Hymenoptera; Braconidae. Gene Ontology annotation, molecular function: DNA binding; histone acetyltransferase activity; transcription coregulator activity. Gene Ontology annotation, biological process: negative regulation of DNA-templated transcription; nucleosome assembly; positive regulation of transcription by RNA polymerase II. The transcript has 6 exons. The record is from RefSeq and is a predicted model, not a curated record.
UGUAAUCUUUGUUGAUUUGUGAAAUGUGACGCUUGUAUUGUAGCUGGUUGUAGCACUGUGUAGCCUGUGUUGUACUUUGUAAGUAGUACGGUGGUGCGUCCAGUUUAAUCGGUGAUCAUUGUUAUCGUUUGUCUACUGCAACAUUAGUGGUGAUUAAUUAGCUUUGAGUAAUCGUCCUGACAGAGAUAGAGAUUGUAGAUUACAAAUGCCUGUAAUCGAUCGGCCAGUUGAUUGAUAUACUAUACAAGGUGAGAAGCAAAGGGCAAAUUAUUCUUAGAGCAUAAUGUGAAUGACCGUAGAAUGCGCUCUCGUUGUACCGAGAGGGUAAAAAAUAAGAACAAUAAAUAAGUUAAAUAUAAACGAAGGGUGUAAGUGGUAAAAGUGUGACCACAAAGUGUAAAUAGAGAUGGGGGAGGCUGAAUCCGCUGACACGUGGUCGGUGUGGUUUCUGGAUGCGAUCCGGAAAAUUCGUAGCCAGAAGCAAAGGCCGAGUGUCGAGCGGAUCUGUCAUGCUAUCAGACAGCAUCACAAUUUUCACGAAGAAGAAAUAGGUGAACAUCUUGAAGUUGCUGUUAAACGUGGUGAUGUCCUUAAAAUAUUUAACAAAGGCCAGUCAUCAUAUAAAGACCCUGGAGGACUUCAGUCGAAGCCACUCAAGGUCACCAAGACAACGGAUUUAAGUAAAGUGCUGGGGAAAGCGGUUAGAGAACUUGGAGAACGAGAUGGAUCGACUCUUAAGAAUAUCGAGAAAUAUGUAAGGCAAAGUCACACGGUAGAAGAAGAAGCUGAAGGUGAUCUUCGGACAGCUCUGAGAUUAUCAGCUAAAAGAGCAGUAGACAGGGGACUUGUCAUUCAAGACGGUAGACUUUUUCGACAACCUGAUAGGCCGCCAGCUAAGAAAGUUGAAAAAGUUGAACCUGUAGAACCUUCUUCAAAGCUUCCUGCUCCAUUGCCGAUAUGUAGAGAGUGUUUGGCAACAACAGCAGUUGGAAACAACAAUAACACAAAAAAGAAUGUGCCUGAGAAGUUAAGUCGAUGUAGUGCGUGUGGUGCGGCAUUACAUUAUUCUUGUGCACCACCAGAACUUGCAAUUCUUGUUGAUCGUGGUGCUUCGUGGUCAUGUGACGAUUGUUCACCUACUUGUGCCGGGUGUCAACUUGAACGUGAAUCGCAAAACUAUUUAGUUAAAUGUGCGGCUUGCCCUAAGUGUUAUCAUCCAUCUUGUGUUGAUCCGGUAUUAGAUAAAAAAAGUAAAACACCUUGGAGGUGUAGACAUUGCUUAACACCACAUGGUAAUCAUCGUAAAGAAGAUAAUAAACGAACUCCAAAAAGUCAACAAACAGAGUCAAUUUCACAUGAUGAAACUAGUUCACCUACGAGUGCCAGAAAAAAAUUGAAUAAAAUUCGAGAAAAUCGAAAAUCAGCAGUGUCAAGAAAAUGUCCUAUUGUAACACCAGGAAAAAAAUCUGGAGUUGGAGGAGCAGGAAGUGGAGGAAAUGAAGGAGGUGGAGGAGUUUGCGGGACAGUGUCACAGGUGGACAGCAGCUCGGACGGUAAUGCGGGUGUUGUCUCCCUUCGUCAGUCACCCUCGAUUCCUAAUUCCCAACCAUCAUUAGUCCAGACCUCAAUCGCGGGCCAGGGUAGGCUACUCGAGGAAAAGAGUGAUCGGAUAUCUAAGGAAAAGCAAAAAUUCUUUAGGUCAAGCGCAUUCAAUGCGGAUCAUAGUAAAAUGAAACGGGCAAGUGGAGCGGGAGGAGGAGGAGGAAGUGGAGGAAACACAAAUAAUAAUAAAAAUAAAACUCAGUCAUCAACAGUUAGUCUUAAACCGUCCAAAGUUGGUAUUACAAAAAAUAAAAAAAAAGUGACGAGAAGAAAAUUGCCUGUAUUAUCAAGUACUAGUGAAAUCAGUGAUACAUCUAGCAGUAGUGAAAGUGAUAAUUCAAAUGCCAGCACCACCGACGAAGAGGAUGAUGAAGAUGAAUUAAAAACAAGUUCAAGUGAUUCGUCAAGUGAUUCAUCAUCUUCUGAUGAUAAUAUCAAAGAGAAACCAGUCUCCAAAUCAUCCGGUCCUUUCACGUGUAAUACCAAUGAGGAAAGUCCUUGGGGUUUUGCCGCAGCAGCAGCUAAAUUAAAGGUUGAAGCUCCUUUAUUUAGUAGUAUUAAUGCUUUUGGUUCAUCAUUGCCAAAACUUGAUGUUGGUGAAAAACCAACUUUCGGUCUUCAUAUUCAACCUGCUGCGAGUCCAGUAAAUUUCAAAAAAAAAUCAGCACCUGUGGAAAAAGUACGACCUGGUGUUGGACAAUUAAAAGGAUUGUACGAUGGUUUAAGUCAUUUUUUCUCAGCUCCAAGUAAUAGUAGUAGAGUUAGAGCAGGUGAUAAAGCUCCAAAUUACGCACCUGAUAGAAGAAAAAGACCGCAUACUAAUGAAGAACGAGAUAAAAAUGAAAAAACAAACAAAUUUCCAAAAGCUGAACAAAUACAGAAUAAACUCAAGGACAAAGAGAAGAAUAGUAAAGAAUCUAAAGAAUCAAUUGAAACGUCUGAAUUAAUAUUAACUGAAAAAAUCACAAAAAUGACUCCAUCUAAUCUUGUAAAAACAGCUGUGAAUACUAAACGCCACGAGAUGAGUAGACGUAGAACUAUGGGUGCCGUUAAAUGUGCCGAUUCCACUGAAACUAAAGAACAGAAGAAGAAAACUAUGGAUUGCCACCCUGAGCCAGCGGCAGUCCCAAGUCUUCAUAAUCACCAUCAUCAUAAUCAUGAUCAAGAUCAUAAUAGUCUUCAUAACAUUAAUCAUCAUGAUCAAAAUCAUGAAUCCAAAUCCAAUCCUGGUCACUCCAAAUCCUCCCAACCACGAGCCUGUGCUAGCGCCAACACCACCAACACCACCACGACACCCCGCGCGACACCCUGCUCCACCAGGAAGGAAGAAUCUGCAUUGAACCAGAGUCUUCCAUCGGGAGUAACUCAGAAGGACUUGGAACUUUUCAAGGAAGCUCGAGAACAAGCAAAUCGAUUAACAGCUGAUUUAAAUAAUGUCGAACCCAUUUCCAUCAGUCCUGGAGGUACAGGACUAAGUGCAGGCACCAGAAAUCCCGCGGCAAUUGUUUUUGGUCGUUAUGAAGUAGAAACUUGGUAUUCAAGUCCUUUUCCUCAAGAAUAUGCACGAUUACCAAAACUCUUCUUCUGCGAAUUUUGUCUCAAAUAUACGAAAAGUCGAGCAGUGCUCGAUAGGCAUAUGGAUAAAUGCCAAUGGAGACAUCCACCUGCUACGGAAAUUUAUCGUUGUAAUGAUUUAUCAGUUUUUGAGAUUGAUGGGAAUGUAAAUAAAAUUUACUGUCAAAAUCUUUGUUUGUUGGCAAAACUAUUUCUCGAUCACAAAACUCUUUAUUACGACGUUGAGCCAUUUCUCUUCUACGCAGUCACAAAAAAUGACAAAUAUGGAUGCCAUUUAGUUGGUUACUUUUCAAAAGAGAAACAUUGUCCUGCACAACGAUAUAAUGUUUCUUGUAUCAUGACUUUACCACAAUAUCAACGUCAAGGCUUUGGUAGAUUUCUUAUUGAAUUCAGUUAUCUUUUAUCGAAAGUUGAAGGUAUUCCGGGAACACCUGAAAAACCAUUAUCAGAUCUUGGACGAGUGUCAUAUCAUUCUUACUGGAAAAGUGUCGUACUAGAACAUCUAAAUGCUCACAGAGAUGCUAAAGAAAUAAAGUUGGGUGAUAUUACAAAAGAAACUGGAGUUUCGGCGCAUGAUAUAGCAACAACUCUCCAACUUCUUGGUUUUGUCAGAACUUUAGAUAAACCUGUAAAUGAUAUUCCAAAGGGGAAAAUUGCAAUAGCUGUAGAUUGGAAUAAAGUAGAUGCUCACAUGACCAAAGUAAAGAAAAGUUCUCGGAUUACUUUAGAUCCUGACUGUUUACGAUGGAUUCCACUUUUAACGCAAAUUCCAAACCCAUACCAUAGUCCUGAAGAAAAUAGUGAAGCAUCUCCCGAGGCAUCACCAACAGUUGAUUCCAAGCCUGUAACCGCAUUGAUGGAAAAAAUUCAAAAAGUUAAAAUUAAGAAAAAACCACGAGGACGAGGUAGAAUAGGCGCCAGAAAAUCCAAUGCAAUAAAACCUAAAACACCUCAGAAGCUUUCUAGUUCAAAGUCCAAAGAUGUUGAAAAAGAUAAUGGUAAUAUUGCAGAUGUUGAAGAAGAUGAAGACCAUGAAGAAGAGAAAGAAAAAAAUAACAAAAUUACCACGCCUAGAAAUUCGCGCAGCAUUAACAAUGUCAAGAGUACACCAAUUACAAACAGCCCAAAGACAUCAACUACGACGACACCUUCCAUUUCACGGAGACGAAUACGAACGUCAAAAACUCCUGUAACAGUGGAAACACGUUCAUUACCAGCUGUUACGCCUUCGAGAAAAAGAAAACUUUCUGAAAAGACUGAACAAGAUGAUAAAAAGACUUUAGAAUCAGGAAAUCCAAGAAAACGCACGCGAGAAUCUCAACGUGAAAAGGUGAAAGAAAAGAGAGAAGAAGCUGCAGAAGAACGGCAGCAUUCUCCAGUAAAACCCCUAAUUACUUUAGAACCUCAAAAAAUUAGGCAUAGUAAAUUGGAUGACAUUCUUAUGAAAGUAACCAGUAGACAAACUAAAUUAAUUCAAGCAAAACAAACAAGAGAACAGAAGAAAAUGGUAGUAGAGAGUGAGUCUAAUGAAAAGCAAAGUAAAGAGACCAAAGCUAAAGAAAAAAGUCUUUCAGGAUCGGGAAGAAGGAGAACCAAAACUACGGAUAAAGUUAAUGAAGUGAAAUCUUAUUCAAAAUCUGAUAAACAAGAAGUUAAUAGUAGUUCUACAAAAUUAUCUGCGACUAAUAUUACAACAACUAAAGCAAAUAAGCAUACUUCUAAACAAUUAACUAUUCCUGAAAUGAUACCUCCAUCACCUUCAAUUCAAAAAGACGAAACUUCUGAUCAAGAUAAGAAAGAAAUUAUUGAAGAAGUUAAAACAAUUGUAGAAAAUGAAAUACCUACUGCAAGUCCUGGAGAGUAUGAAGGAGGUGAUGAAGAUGAAGGUGAAGAAGAAGAAAAUGAUGAAGGAGAAGAAAAAGAUAAAAAAGUUCCGAUUGAUGACAAGGAGAAAGAGGCAGAUAGUGUAAAAGAUGAUAAAGAGAACGAAAAACGAUCGUCAUCACAAUCUAAGUCAAUUCUUUCAUCGCCUAAAAAUAUAUCUAAUAAAGUCAAGGAAAAUAUUGAUGAAUCAUCUGAGUUCAAAGAACAAAAUGAUUCACCUAUAUGUGAUGUACCUGAAGAAGAGCCUAAAGAAAAUAUUAAUAAUCAAGUUGAUGAAGUAAUAGAAGAGGUAAAAGAAAUAAAAUCUGUAGAAAAAACUACUCAAGAUCUGGAUGAGCUUGAUAAAAGUAUUCUUGAACAUGUUGAGAAGCUUCCUGAAUCAAAUGAAUUAACAUCGAAACCAGUAUUACCGACAGAAUUUGAAGAAUCUAUCAAAGAAACUAUUACGUUAAAUAUAAAUGAACGAGAAUGCAAUAAAGAGAUUAAUGAUAAACAAGAAGAAUCUUUACCACUUAAACAAGAAAAUCAAAUACAGCAACAAGAGUUACAUGUAGAGAAACAACAACGAACAGAACAAGAACAACAACAACAACAACAACAACAACAACAACAACAACAACAACAACAACAAAUCCAACAGCAGCCUUUUGAAUAUUUAAAGGAAGUGAAAGAAAUAGAAGAAAAAAGUCCAAAUUCACCAUUGUCGGAAAUAUCAAAAGAAUCUCCACGAGCUCUGUCAGUACCAAUAGUUGUUAAAGAAAAUCCAUUAUUAGUUGAAGAAAAGAAUAAUACAAUAACUGUAGAAUCUAGAGAUGUAAUACAUAUUCCACAAGUAGUAACAGAAGAGAAACAACAUUCUCCAGAAAGUGGUAAAACUACGCCUCAUUUAGAAAAUUCUGCAUCAGUUAAACGAACUCCACCGUCUCAACCAGAUUUACCAUCAAUGGGAGUUUAUACUCCUGAUUCAACGACAAAUUCUGUUCAUUCACUCCAUUAUGGACAAUGUGAUCUUGAUGUUAGUCAAUUAGCUGGUUUAGAAUCACCAACGUCAAUAGCUAGUGAUUUAGCAUCUCAACAUAGUGUUGAAAGACCUCCGAGUGCAUUACCAUCAAUAUCAACAGCUGUAUCAGUAUCUCUUACUUCUAAUCCUAUUCAAAUACCAGCACCAACUUCUGUUUCUGGAAUAUCAACAUCACAGGUUCAUUAUGACUGUUCAAUGUCUCAGCAUCAAUCACACGUUUCAUUACAUUCAAUGCAUCAAUCUCUUCAACAACCGAGAACCCCACAAUCACAUACACCUCAGAGUAUUCCAACUCAAAGUCCACAACCGAUGCCUCAAUCUCAUACCCCACAACCAAUUACUCCAAUACCUCAAUCUCAUACACCUCAACCUAUCCCUCAAUCCCAUACUCCUCAACCAAUGCCUCAAUCACACACACCUCAGCCUAUAAUUCAAUCACAUACACAAAAUAUUCCAACACAAAGUCCACAACCAAUGCAGUUAUUGGUACAGCAACAGCCACAAAAUAUUCAACAACAUUCUCCUCAUCAAUCUCAACCACAGCAGACUCAGUCUCAAUCUCACAGUAGUAGCAAACGAGCUAAUGGUUCACAAACUCAUCGAUCAAGGUCGUCUAAUCAACAAAGUAGAUCUCAUCGAACAACUCCUCCAGCUUCUCAAAGUUCUUCUCAACAUCUUAGUGUUAAUCAUGCAACUGUUGCUCAUGGAACGUCAACGCUUGGAGCUCAAUAUCAACAACCUGGAUCUAUGAGUGUUCCAUCAGUACCACAUCCUCAUGGACAUUCUCAUUCACAUUCUCAUAAUAUGGCUGUUAUAUCUCAAGGAAAUUAUAUGGCAGUAGCAUCUCAAGCAUUUCCAUCACAAAAUACGUAUGUUAUUCAACACAGAAGUGGUAGAUCUGGUGCUCCAACACCUUGUACAACGGCUACAAAUUUUUAUAUUCAAACAAGUGCGAUGCCACCACACUCUCAUACACCUUCGCCGUCUCUUAGUGGUUCAAGUAAUCAUCAAGCGACUAAUUCUUGUAGCCUAGCAAAACUUCAACAAUUAACCAAUGGUUUAGAAAUGAUUCCACCAACUCCACCACCGGCAAUGAAUCUUACUCCACCACCUCCUAUUCCACACACAAUGACACCACCGCAGAAUACGAGACAAUUAUCAACUCCGCCUCAAGUUUCGUUAUAUCCGAAGAAUUAUUACAACGUUAAUAGUGUACCUCCUUCUGGAACACCAGGACCACCGAGUAGAUCGACAUCUAGAUCGUCUGCUAAUGCCAAUAUGACAUCAUUAACUCAAACUUAUCCUUCAGAGAGUCUUUACAGACAAACAUUGGAUCCUAGUAGUACAUGCCCGCAAAUGCAAAGUGCAGCUACUCGAGUUAGUCCAAAUGUUGCGUUAAAUACUAAUUUAAUGGCUGCUGCCCAAUAUGGUUAUCGUGUUACUCAACCAACAAGUGGAUACAUGAAUCAAGCAGCCGCACAAAUUGGUGGAUUCAUGAAUCAGGCUGGCCAAUUGCCAGUUGGAGUAGUUAAUGUUCCUACUCCGUACUCUCAGGAUCCCCAUCAACAAAAUGCAGCUGUUUAUACUACUUAUCAUGGAUACAUCAACGGAGGACUGAUGCAACCGUUGAAUGGAACUAUGCGACCUCGAUAAUCAAUCGAUAAAUUAUUGAACAGAGGAAUAAAGUUGCUGAUCAUAAGCAAUAAAUUUUUCAUUAUGAGGUUUUUCAUUUUUUUUGUUCACAAUUCCACUCAGUGAUGAGAAAGUUUUAAAGAAGCUUCUUUGCAAAUGAGUAUUUUUUUCAAGCUUCCUUUUUAAUGCGUUAUUACUGUAUGUUUGUGUAUAGUAUUUAUAUUAUAUUAUAGAUAUAUAAAUAAAUAAUUAGUUUAUAAGGAUUUUUUUGUAUAAAUGCAUUGAGAUUGAGAGAAAUAAUGGAGAUAGGAGAACGAGAGAAUAUAGAAAAAAAUAUUGUUUAGUAAAUGAAUAUAAUAAUAUAAUUAUUCAUCACUAUUAUUAAUAUUAUUAUUGUUGUUAUUAUUAGUUUUUUUUUCUAUUUCUCUCGUCUUUCUUGUUACAGGCAAAUUGUACUUUAUUCUGUAUCAUAGUACACACACACACACUUGGCUCUAUAAUCAGUCAAUUUAUUGCUCGUUAAUUACUUGAUUAUAUAAGAUUAAUAUAAUUAAACAUUCAUCUUUUUUAACGAAUGCUUUUAUAAUAAUUUCAAAUUAUUAACAGCAAUAACAAAAAUAUACAUAUAAGCAUAGGAAACACAAAGGAAAAUUCAAUGCAGAUAAGAUAGAUAAACCAAUAACACACUUGAUACUUCAGAUCUUUAAAUUUUUAUCACUAGACUAGAUAAUAAUAAUAGUAAUAAUAAUGAUAAUAAUAAUUAAAAUAGAAAUAAUAGUGAUUAUGAUAAAUGACAUUACGGCAGCUUUUAACUUGAAAAAAAAAAUCGUUAAUGUUUAGUAUACCUCAAAGAAAUAAUUACAAAUGAACUAUUCUGCAAAACGUCAAAUUUGCACAUUACGAUGUCAUUUAAAAUAUUUUUGAGAUUAUUUUGGUAAUGCUAUAUUUUAAUUUAUCAUUAUUGUUGUUAUUAUUAUUAUUAUUAUUAUUAUUACUGUUAUUAUUUUAACAACCAAUUAAUUUUAACAUAAUUAUUUCAAAUCUACCUGAUGAGGAAGACAUUUUGCUGAAUAGUAGUCUAAUUACAUAUUACCAUAUAUUUAUGAUACUUGCAGUCUUGUAGAAAAUGUAUUUUUUCUUUUUUAUGAACAGAAAAAAUUAAAAAAAAAAAAUGAAUGAAAC